Messenger RNA from Pneumocystis jirovecii RU7, 6465 nucleotides. Its product is annotated as ATP-dependent RNA helicase BRR2. Gene Ontology annotation, molecular function: ATP hydrolysis activity; ATP binding; nucleic acid binding. The transcript has 5 exons. NCBI's taxonomy places the organism in Eukaryota, Fungi, Ascomycota, Pneumocystomycetes, Pneumocystales, Pneumocystaceae. The record is from RefSeq and is a predicted model, not a curated record. Bases 1 to 6465 code for a protein of 2154 amino acids. Gene Ontology annotation, cellular component: nucleus.
AUGUCGUCUAGAUAUCACUCACAGGCUCCAAAUAUGGACCAAUAUAAAUACUCUGAAAUAUCUAACAAAGUUAGCAAAGCAGAUCAAAGAUUUGUUACUCGUCGAGAUCAUGAAGCAACAGGAGAACCUGAAUCUCUCGCAGGACGAAUUAGUGUAAAAGAUAUGGGUUCUCGUGCUUCUAAAAAUACUCAGCCAGAAGAUAUUAAAAAAAAAGAUACUGUAGUAGUAGAUGAUGAAUUUGAUCAGAAAUAUAAAAAAAAAGUAUUAUUAAGAAAAAAAAAUAUGUAUUCUUCUAUAUUGGAUACCACAGAAGAUUUAGAAGGUCUUAUAUACCAUCCGAAAACUAAAGAAACUCGAGAAACUUAUGAAGCACUUUUAGCCUACGUUUAUGAGUUUAUUGGGGAUCAAAGUCAUGAUAUAGUAAGGAGCGCUAGUGAUACCGUUCUGGAAUUUUUAAAAGAUGAAAAUUUAAAAGACUAUGAUAGAAAAAAAGAGAUUGAUAAAUUACUCGGAGUAAAUAUAUCAAGUGAGAGAUUUUCUCAAUUAAUUGCAAUUGGAAAAAAAAUAACAGAUUAUUCUUCUGAAGACUUCAAGGAUAUUGCUGAUGAUGAUUAUCAAGAACUUGAUGAACAAAGGGUUGCUGUUAUUUUUGAUGAUGAUGAAAAUGAAAAUAUGGAUAACGAAAUGGAUGAUGAUGAUCAAGAAGAAUCUGACAUAGAUAGUGAUGCGGAAAAUAAAGAGAGCUACAUAACUAUUGUCAAUGGGAAAACGAAUAAAUAUUCCAUAAAUGAAGAAAAUAAAGAAAAAGUUUUUGCUCAUCAGAUUGAUUCAUUUUGGUUACAAAGAAUUAUAUCUGCACAUUAUAAUGACCCGUAUAUUAUUCAUGAAAAAACUUCAUCAGCUAUUUCUUUUUUAGAAUCAAAUAUUUCAUUUGGACAGCUUGAAAAUGAACUUAUGGAGUUAUUUGAUUAUGAUAAAUUUGAACUUGUAAAAAUAUUAACUAGGAAUCGUGAUACAAUUGUAUGGUGUAUGCGUCUUUUACAGGCAACUGAUCCUGAAGCUAAAAAAAAAAUUGAAAUUGAAAUGAAAUCAAAAGGUUAUGAAUGGAUUUUGCGAGAACUCAAAGAAGACAGAGAAGCAUUAUCUUUGAAGCAUUCAGAAAAAUAUGAUCACAAUAUGGUGGACCAUAGUCUACCAGAAAAUAUAGAAAAACAGUCAUUUAAAGAUAUUUCUAUUUCUCAAAUUUCUGAAACUAUACCUAAAAAAGUUCUUGAUUUAGAUUCACUUAAAUUCUCUCAAGGAGCACAUUUGAUGUCAAAUAAAAAAUGUAAGUUGCCAGAAGGGUCUUUUAAGCGAUCCAAAAAGGGCUAUGAAGAAGUCCAUGUCCCUCCUCCAAAAAAAGCGGCAACUAAAGAUAUAAAAACCGUUUUGAUAUCUGAUAUGCCUGAGUGGGUUCAUCCUGUAUUCGGAAACACUGAAAAACUGAAUCCUAUUCAAAGUAAGCUUUAUCCUAUGGCAUUUGGAAAAGACGACAAUUUACUUAUUUGUGCACCAACAGGUGCAGGAAAAACAAAUGUAGCUAUGCUUUGUAUUUUAAAUGAGUUAAAAAAGCAUCGUAAUGAAUCUACAGGAGAAUUCAAUAAGAAUAAUUUUAAAAUUGUUUAUAUUGCACCAUUAAAAGCUCUUGUACAGGAAAUGGCUGGAAAUUUUAGUUCUAGAUUGUCUCAUUAUGGUAUUCAAGUGGAAGAACUAACAGGAGAUGCACAACUUACUAAAGCCCAAAUAUCCCAAGUUCAAGUAAUUGUAACUACGCCAGAAAAAUGGGAUGUCAUUACUAGAAAAGCUACUGAAGUGUCAUAUACUAAUUUGGUUCGUUUAAUAAUUAUUGAUGAAAUUCAUUUACUUCAUGAUGAUAGAGGACCUGUUUUAGAAGCCAUUGUUGCUCGAACAAUUCGAAAAACAGAACAAACAUUUGAAUCUAUUCGUUUAAUUGGACUUUCAGCUACUCUCCCUAAUUAUAUGGAUGUAGCUACGUUUUUGAAGGUAGAUUUGGAACAUGGUUUGUUUUAUUUUGAUAACUCAUAUCGUCCGUGCCCGCUAAAGCAAGAGUUUAUUGGAAUUACUGAAAAAAAAGCAAUAAAAAGAUUGCAGCUUAUGAAUGAUAUUACGUAUGAAAAAGUGAUGGAGCAAGCUAGAAAAUUCCAAGUCUUAAUUUUUGUUCAUUCACGCAAAGAAACUGCUAAAACUGCGAAAUUUAUUCGAGAUAAAUGUUUAGAAGAAGAAACUAUUGGGCAAAUUUUGCAUCCAGAUGCAGCAACAAGAGAAAUUCUUCAAUCAGAAGCAAAGGAAGUUAGCGACACGAAUUUAAAAGAUAUCCUUCCUUAUGGACUUGGUAUUCAUCAUGCUGGCAUGACUCGUGCUGAUCGGAAAUCUGCUGAAGAACUUUUUGCAGCAGGUCAUAUUAAAGUUUUAGUUAGUACAUCUACUUUAGCGUGGGGUGUUAACCUUCCUGCACAUGCUGUUAUUAUUAAAGGAACUCAAGUUUAUUCCCCAGAAAAAGGUCGUUGGGUAGAAUUAUCACCUCAAGAUGUUCUUCAAAUGUUAGGUAGGGCUGGAAGACCACAAUAUGACUCCUAUGGUGAAGGUAUAAUUAUUACAUCACACCCAGAGCUUCAAUAUUAUUUGAGUUUGCUUAAUCAACAGUUACCAAUAGAAAGUCAAUUUAUUAGUAAAAUUGUUGAUAAUUUAAAUGCAGAAAUUGUCCUUGGAACCGUAAGGAAUAGAGACGAAGCUGCUCAGUGGCUCGGAUAUACUUAUUUAUAUAUUCGAAUGUUGCGAUCACCCGUAAUAUAUAAUGUUGGUGCAGACUAUGCAGACGAUUUGGAUUUAGAACAAAAACGGAUUGACCUUAUUCAUUCAGCUGCAUUAUUGUUAGAUAAACACAAUUUAAUAAAAUAUGAUAAAAAAACAGGAGAUUUUCAAACAACCGAAAUAGGAAGAAUCGCUUCUCAUUAUUAUAUCACAUAUGAAUCUAUGGCUACAUAUAAUCAGUAUCUUAGACCCACAUUAUCGUAUAUUGAGCUUUUUCGUCUAUUUUGUCUUUCAGAUGAAUUUAAGUAUAUUCCAGUGAGAGAAGAAGAAAAGUUAGAGCUUCAGAAAUUACUUAGUAGGGUUCCCAUUCCUAUUAAAGAAGGUGUUGAGGAAGCAUCUGCAAAAAUUAAUACACUGUUGCAAGCUUAUAUAUCUAGAUUAAAACUUGAAGGUUUUGCUUUAAUUUCUGACAUGAUUUAUGUUACUCAAUCAGCAAAAAGAAUUUUAAGGGCCAUUUUUGAUAUUUGUUUAAAAAGGGGGUGGGCACAAGUUGCUAAAUUAGCUCUUGAUAUGUGUAAAAUGGUUGAAAAAUGCAUGUGGCCAACUAUGACGCCUUUAAGGCAGUUUAAAGUAUGUCCUUUAGAAGUUAUCCGUAAAGUUGAACGGAAGGAUCUGCCGUGGAGUAGAUAUUUUGAUUUAGAUCCUCAUGAACUUGGUGAGUUAAUAAGUGUACCGAAAGCUGGGAAAUUGGUUCAUAAACUUAUUCAGCAUUUUCCAAGACUAGAACUACAAGUACAUGUUCAACCGAUUGUACGAUCUUUGUUAAGAGUGAAUUUAACAAUUAUUCCUCAGUUUGAAUGGGAUCAUGAAAUACACAGUUUUAGUGAACUUUUUUGGAUUAUAGCUGAAGAUGUAAAUGGAGAACAGAUUCUUUUUCAUGACCAGUUUAUAUUGAAGGAAAAAUAUUCAAAAGAUGAACAUUAUGUUGAAUUCACAGUUCCAAUAUCUGAGCCAAUACCGCCAAAUUAUUUUAUUACUAUAAUUUCAGAUCGAUGGAUGCAUUCUGAAACAAAACUUUCUGUAGCAUUUAAACAUUUAAUUCUUCCAGAAAAAAUACCUCCGUAUACGCCUUUACUUGAUUUACAGCCACUUCCUAUUGCUGCUGUUCGUAAACCAGAGUUUAUUAAACUUUAUUCAUCAUAUUUCCAACAUUUUAAUAAAAUUCAAACUCAAGUGUUUAAUACAUUAUUUACUACUGACGAGAAUGUUUUUGUAGGUGCACCUACAGGCAGUGGAAAAACAACAUGUGCUGAAUUUGCUUUAAUAAGGCAUUGGUUAAAAGAAAAUUCUGGAAGAGCUGUAUAUAUUGCUCCGUUUCAAGAACUUGUUGAUGAAAGAUAUAAUGAUUGGAGUAUCAAAUUCAAGAUUAUGGAUAAUCAUAAAGAAAUAAUUAAAUUGACAGGAGAAACUAGUGAAGAUCUUAAAUUAUUACAAAAGGCUGAUUUAGUUCUUGCAACCCCAGUUCAAUGGGAUGUUUUGUCCCGUAGAUGGAAACAGCGUAAAAAUAUUCAAACAAUUGAAUUGUUUAUUGCGGAUGAAAUUCAUGCUGUUGGCGGCCAUUUAGGACCUGUUUAUGAAGUUAUUGUAUCGCGAAUGCGAUAUAUUGCUGCUCAAACUGAAAAUAAAAUUCGGAUUAUUGCCUUGGGGCUUUCGUUAGCUAAUGCUAGAGAACUAGGAGAAUGGAUAGGCAUAAAUCAGCAUUGCAUAUAUAACUUUAAUCCAAAAGAUCGACCUAGGCCCCUUGAAGUAACUAUGCAGUCAUUUACAAUUCCUCAUUUUGCAUCGUUAAUGAUAGCAAUGACAAAACCAUUAUAUUUAAUCCUAUUAACAUUGUCACAUGAUUUUUCAGCUAUAAUAUUUGUUCCAAGUCGAAAACAAUGUCUUAACAUAUCUCUUGAUAUUUUAACGUAUUGUAAUUCCAGUGGUAAUGAAAAUAGAUUUUUAUUGUCAACAUCUGAUGAUAUCAUGACACAUAUUGGAAAAGUUAAAGAUGAAGUAUUAGCAAACUGUUUAUCUCAUGGAAUAGGAUAUUAUCAUGAAGCACUUAGCAAAUCAGAUAAAGAUAUUGUCAUAUCGCUUUACAGGUUUAAAGCUAUUCAAAUUCUUUUUGUUUCAAGAGAUGUAGCAUAUUCAGUGGGAGUUACUGCACAUAUGGUUGUUGUAAUGGGUACACAGUAUUUUGAAGGAAGAGAACAUAGAUAUAUUGAUUAUCCAAUUAGUGAAAUAUUACAGAUGUUAGGAUAUGCAUACCAGCCAAAUCAAGAUGGAAUUAGUAAAGCAGUUAUAAUGGUUCCUGCUGUAAAAAAAGAAUAUUAUAAAAAAUUUUUAAGUGAAGCAUUGCCAAUUGAAAGUCAUCUUCAAAUAUUUACACAUGACGCAUUUGUUACAGAAAUAGCUACAUCCACAAUUGAGAAUAAGCAAGAAGCAGUAGAUUGGCUUACUUGGUCAUAUAUGUACCGUCGUUUAGUUGCUAAUCCAGGAUUUUAUGGACUUCAGGAUAUUUCUCACGAAUCACUUAGUAGUUAUUUAUCUGAUUUAGUAGAAACUACUUUAAAUGAUUUAAUGGAAAAGAAAAUUAUUUUGAUUGAAGAUGACUUCUAUGUUACACCUUUAAAUCUAGCAAUGAUUGCGAGCUAUUAUAAUCUUACAUAUGUUACUGUCGAAACUAUGGCUUUAAGUUUAACAUCUAAAACUAAAAUGAAAGGUUUAUUAGAAGUUGUUACUGCUGCUGCAGAAUUUGAAACAAUACCUAUUCGUAGACAUGAAGAUGUAGUAUUACGGCGUAUUUAUGAAAGAGUUCCCGUAAAGCUUCAAAAUCAAGAUUUCGAUUCUCCUUCUUUUAAGGCAUUUAUAUUAUUACAAGCACAUUUUUCCCGUUUCCAACUCCCUAUUGACUUGGUAGCGGAUCAAGUAUUAGUAUUGCAGAAAAUUAUGAAUCUUCUUAGUGCGUGUGUUGAUGUUAUGUCAUCAGAAGGUUAUUUGAAUUCUAGCUAUCCAAUGGAAUUAUCACAAAUGUGUGUACAAGCUGUAUGGGACCGUGAUAGUCCAUUAAAACAAGUACCACAUUUUACUGAAGAUGUAAUUAAAAGAUGUAUGGAUGCAGGAUUGGAAUCUAUAUAUGAUUUAGGUGAAUUUUUAGCUGAUGCUUCUGAUGAUUCUAGAAACAAACUUUUAGAAAUGGGAGCAAAAGAAAUGCGUGAUGUAGCUAACUUUAUUAAUAGUUAUCCAUCAAUAGAUAUUGUAUUUGAAUUAGAUAACCCAGAAUCCAUUACUGCUGGGUGUCAAACAGCUAUUAAUAUUACUCUUACAAGAGAAAUGGAAGAAAUUAAUACUUUAGUUUAUGCCCCAUUUUUUCCUACAUCAAAAAAUGAACAUUGGUGGAUUGUAAUUGGUGAUGGAAUAUCUUUAUUAGCUAUUAAAAAGGUUACCUUACAAAAGACUUUAUCAGUUAAACUUGAAUUUGUUCCCCCAAAUGCAGGGAAAUACGAAUAUACUUUAUCAUGUUUUAGUGAUUCUUAUGUUGGAGUAGAUCAAGAUAUAAAAGUGGAUAUAGUUGUUGCUGAAAGAAAAAAAGAUAAUGAAAUGGAAGAAUAA